CUUAAAAGAAUAGUUCUCCCAAAAAUAAAAAUUUAUUUUUUCUCCAGAACAUAAAUGAAGAUUUUCUAAAGAAAAUUUUAACUCUGUAGGUCCAUUCAAUGCAAAUGAAUGGUGACAAGAACUUUGAAUCUCCAAAAAUCAGCGUAAAAGUAAUCCAUAUGAUCCAGUAAUUAUAUCCUUGUCUUCCAAAUUGAUGGGUGAGAAACAGAUCAAUAUUUAAGUCUUUUUUUGUACUAUAAACCUGCACUUUCACUUCCACAUUCUUUUUCUUUUGUUUUAGGCGAUUUGCAUUCUUCGUGCAUAUCGCCACCUCCUGGACGGUCUGGUAAAUGAUGGAGAUUUAUGGUAAAAAUGACUUAAAUAUUGAUCUGUUUCUUACCCACGCUUAUCAUAUCACAUCUGAAGACAUGGAUUCAACUACUGGAGUUGUAUUAAUUACUUUUAUGCUGCCUUUAUGUGAUUUUUGAAGAUUUACAAUAAUAUUUAUUCAUUUGGCAGACGCUUUUAUCCAAAGCGACUUACAAAAGAGGAAAACAUAAGCGAAUUAUCUUAAGGAGACAGUGGUACGAAAAGUGCCAUACUACAAAGUUUCACUAUCAUCAGAAUAGUUUACAAAACAGAUUUAAGUGCAACAAGAAAUGUAAAUAUAUAUAUAUAUAUAUAUUUAGUGACUGGUUAAGUGCUUUUGGAAAAGAUGUGUUUUUAGCCGUUUUUUUGAAGAUAGUUAGAGAGUGAGUCAGCUUCACGGAUUGAGUUGGGAAGGUCAUUCCACCAACGUGGUAUGAUGAAACUAAAAGUGAAAGAAAGUGUUUUGGUGCCUCUCUGUUUUGGUACGACAAGGCGACGUUCCUUAGCCAACUGCAGGCUUCUGGUGGGAAAGUAGCUCUGCAUAAAUGUUUUUAGGUAUGCUGGAGCAGACCCAGUGACUGUUUUGUAUGCCAGCAUCAGGGCCUUGAAUUUAGUACGUGCAUGAACCGGCAGCCAGUGGAGAGAGACAAAGAGUGGUGUAACAUGUGCUCUCUUAGGUUCAUUAAAGACCAGACAUGCUGCUGGAUUCUGGAUCAAUUGGAGAUCCAGAAUGCAGCAGCAUUUAAAGGUUUGGUCAUCAUUCACUUGCAUUGUAUGGUCUUGCAGAGCUGAAAUAUUCUUCAAAAAUCUUAAUUUGAGUUCUGCAGAAGAAAGUCAUACACAUCUGGGAUGGCAUGAGGGUGAGUAAACAAAUUUUUUUAGGGGGAACUAUCCCUACUGGAUUAUUGUUGGAGAAGCCAUAGGGCAGGAAUUCUUAUAAAGAUUGAGGAUGGAUAUGGUAGAGUGUGGCUUAUACACUCUGCUGGUUGAUUGGAAGAUUAGAUGAGGAAGUUGCUCCCGAACUUUAGUUUAAGAACUCCAUUUGUUUCCGUAAAUAAUUAAUGUAUAUUCUCUGUAAAAGCAUAUAACAAUAGUACACAAUAAUUGUAGCUUUUGUUGCAAAACAUGCAAGUUGAGAAGCACGUUUUCAAUGGUUCGUCAUGUUUUAUCAAAUCAGCAUGUGCUGAAAUUGUUUACAGUUACUCUAACGGUAAAUUUGUCAUUUCUUCCCAUGUUUACAGGCGCUGUUGUUCAUUUCUUCUGUUAAUACUGGUAGUUGAAGGAUCUUUGAAUGACACAGUUAAGGGUUAUUUUGGUGGAUCUGCUGUCUUGCCAUGUUCUUCAAACAAAGAUAAUCUUACAAUUGAAGAGAUGGUAGUGCAUUGGAGACACAACGAGAGCUUAAACGUGUUUGAUAUAAUUAAGGGUAAAGAUUCACUAGAUGGACAAAAGCCAGAGUAUAAGAACAGAGCUGAAACCUUUCCCCAUGAAUAUGUGAAAGGAAACUUUUCCCUCCGACUCAAGAAUCUUAAAAGCACUGAUGCAGGAAGGUACUCAUGCUUCAUCACAGAGGAAUCCGUUUUUCGCAGUGUUGAGCUUCUCAUCAAAGAGAGGCCGUUGAACCAAGGAACACAAACAAGUCCAGUGAAGUUUGCAACAUUAAUACCUUUGUUUUCUCUGUUUUUGAUGUGUAUGAUGUAACAAGUUUUAUCCCAAAUGUCUGUUUCUGGGAAUAAUAAUCCCAUACAUUUAUUUUCCAUAUGUGCAUUGUUUUUUAACAGUAACUUAUUAACCUCUAUGGACAGACCUACCGUGAGCCCUAAAGUUGUUAAUCAAUGGAAUAUUGUUGGCUUUUGCUGAGGCCCUCAGUCUGUGUUAUUUCAGCCUCAUUGUUUAAAAAUCAUGUUUAUUACCAGUAUUGCCGAUGAACUACACUACCCAUGAUCCUGAGAGUGAAAGUCCACAUUUUUUUCUAUAGUUAUAAUCAACAGCUUAAAAUUAAGAGUUUUAUACAUUUCCUUAGUUUUUCAUGCAAUUGCGUCAUUCACAAUGCCUUAUGGGAUUGUAGUUCUUUAAAAACACUUGCAGUCUUUUUGCCUGAAUUUUAAAUAAUUUUUUUGUAAUGUUGUGAAUCACUUCGGUGCUGGUUGGUUUAGUUCAUUGCUUAAAACUCAUACGAAGGAUUUUAGGAAAUCACUAUGUAAAAUGUUUUGGGAAGAAUACUUUGUGAACAAAGAUGGCUGAAAAAAUCGGUGGGCACUAUUGCACUCUAUUACAGUAUCUUAACAGAGAUUGCUUGUUACAUUGCACUUACAGUACAGUAUAGAUAUAUGGUCAUAGAAUAGGGAUAUUUCCCUGUUGACUUUCACUUGCAGUAUUACGUGUUGUAUUCCAUUUUACUGUUCUCUAGAUGUAUGGUAUGAACAUAAUUAUGCUCAGAAAGUGAGUAAAUCCACAAACCACAAAUUCAUUUUACUUUAUUAAAAAAGUAGCUUUAGAAGCAUCUGUGUAAUGCUGUGUAAAGCUCCUUUUUUAAUAAAGUAAAAUGAAUAAUCAUAUAAAAUUAAUAUACCCACAUAAGGCUCAAAUUGUAUUUUAUGGUCGCCAACAAUAGGAACAUUUCCAACAAAUGUUCAUUUAAACCUUAUUCUACUAAGCAAAUUGUGUUAGAAGAUGCAAUAAUCUGUUCUUUAAUGCUUUUAUACAAAAAAAUAAUUAGAAGUAUUUUUCAAUGUUAUUGUGUUUUGUUUUCAAACGU
This is a messenger RNA of Xyrauchen texanus (razorback sucker), 3106 nucleotides long. RefSeq names its product T-lymphocyte activation antigen CD86-like. Gene Ontology annotation, cellular component: external side of plasma membrane. NCBI's taxonomy places the organism in Eukaryota, Metazoa, Chordata, Actinopteri, Cypriniformes, Catostomidae. Gene Ontology annotation, biological process: negative regulation of T cell proliferation; immune response; cell surface receptor signaling pathway. The record is from RefSeq and is a predicted model, not a curated record. Bases 1474 to 2049 code for a protein of 191 amino acids. The transcript is spliced from 3 exons.